Gastrolobium bilobum is the source of this 945-nucleotide messenger RNA. Its product is annotated as NAC domain-containing protein 37-like. Gene Ontology annotation, biological process: regulation of DNA-templated transcription. The transcript is spliced from 3 exons. NCBI's taxonomy places the organism in Eukaryota, Viridiplantae, Streptophyta, Magnoliopsida, Fabales, Fabaceae. Gene Ontology annotation, molecular function: DNA binding. The record is from RefSeq and is a predicted model, not a curated record. The coding region runs from base 4 to 945 and encodes 313 amino acids.
GCUAUGAUGGAGUCAAUGGAAUCAUGUGUCCCACCAGGUUUUCGGUUCCACCCAACAGAUGAAGAGCUUGUUGGUUACUACCUGAGAAAGAAAGUAGCUUCUCAGAAGAUUGAUCUUGACGUUAUCAGAGAGAUCGAUCUAUAUCGUAUUGAACCAUGGGAUCUCCAAGAGAGAUGCAGGAUUGGGAAUGAGGAGCAAAAUGAGUGGUAUUUCUUUAGCCACAAAGAUAAGAAAUAUCCAACAGGAACGAGAACCAAUAGAGCCACCAUGGCAGGGUUCUGGAAGGCAACAGGAAGAGACAAGUCAGUGUUUGAACGAACAAAACUCAUUGGCAUGAGGAAGACCCUCGUUUUCUAUGAAGGAAGAGCUCCUAAUGGACGAAAAACUGAUUGGAUCAUUCACGAGUAUAGGCUUGAAUCUGACGAUAAUGGAACUCCACAGGAGGAAGGAUGGGUUGUGUGCAAAGCAUUCAAGAAAAAAACUAACAUCAAAACGAAGACUAAUGAAGAAUGGGAUCCAAACUACUUAUACAAGGAACAAGCAAGUAGCAUCAGUUACAUGAUGGACCCAAUUGAUCUCAUCUUAAAGCAGCCUCAGAGGAUUUUAGCUCAAAAUUUCUUGUAUAAGCAAGAGAUAGAAGCAGAUAAUUUGAUCUUCAUGAACCCACACCAAUUGGUACAGCUUCCUCGGUUGGAAAGUCAAUCUUUGCCAUUACUAAAGAGGCAAUGCUUAGUGUCCCAAAUUUCAGACAAUAACGAAAAUGAUGAUCAAAAGGGAUUAUCCAACACCAACAACACAAAGAAAGUGACUGAUUGGAGGGCUCUUGACAAGUUUGUGGCUUCUCAAUUGAGUCAAGGAGACACGUAUGAAACACAGGGAGUUUCAUGCUUUGCAACCCAUACCAACUCAGAUUGUGACAUUGGGAUAUGCACAUUUGAAAAAUGA